Molecule: messenger RNA, 315 nt
Organism: Dichomitus squalens LYAD-421 SS1
Lineage: Eukaryota; Fungi; Basidiomycota; Agaricomycetes; Polyporales; Polyporaceae
Exons: 4
Coding region: 1-315 (104 amino acids)
Biological process (GO): regulation of transcription by RNA polymerase II; poly(A)+ mRNA export from nucleus; positive regulation of DNA-templated transcription
Cellular component (GO): SAGA complex; nuclear pore; DUBm complex
Molecular function (GO): transcription coactivator activity; chromatin binding
Source: RefSeq, a predicted model, not a curated record
AUGCCGCCUGCGCACAAGGACGGACGGGCUGCGGCACUCUACGGACCUUUGCGACGGCGUAUGAUAGAGAACGGCGACUGGGACAGGAUAUGCUCCCGGUUGGCACGCGAGCUCAACGAGAGCGGAUGGAUCGACCGGUUCAAGGACAGGAGCAAAGAAAUGGCUCGGAGCGCCGAAGGGAACGGCGGCGUCUCCGUCGACUCACUUCUUGCUGAAUUGCUUCCUCAGGCUGAAGAAGAGAUUCCAGUCAACACGCGACAGGAGAUAGUCAGCGUGAUUCGUAAGUUACUGGAGAGGCAGAUCGAGUUCACUUGA